This is a messenger RNA of Cetraspora pellucida, 304 nucleotides long. NCBI's taxonomy places the organism in Eukaryota, Fungi, Glomeromycota, Glomeromycetes, Diversisporales, Gigasporaceae. The record is from the annotation of a GenBank genome assembly.
ACCAUACCAAAAAGAAAUAUAUGUUAAUGAACAUAAGCAAGAUAAUGUAAUUGCAUAUCAAAAAAAGUUUUUGAAAGAAAUGAAAGGCUUAAAACAUCAAAUGGCAAGAGAUAAAGCAAUUUAUAUUUUUGAAGUAAAAUUUUCAAAUGCAAUGGCUAUGUUUGCUUUUGAUAAUAGCACAAACCAUAAAGCAUAUGCAAAAGAUGUUCUUAUUACUACUAAAAUGAACCUAAAGCCUAGUAGAAACCAACUAAUAAUGCAAUUAACAACUUUUGUGAAAGCUGAUGAACAGUUGAACACUUAA